This is a messenger RNA of Coregonus clupeaformis (lake whitefish), 2629 nucleotides long. RefSeq names its product caspase recruitment domain-containing protein 8-like. The record is from RefSeq and is a predicted model, not a curated record. Gene Ontology annotation, biological process: regulation of apoptotic process. The transcript is spliced from 18 exons. Lineage: Eukaryota; Metazoa; Chordata; Actinopteri; Salmoniformes; Salmonidae. Bases 109 to 2022 code for a protein of 637 amino acids.
GACAGUAAAGCAGGGUUGAAGUUCGUCAGUCAAACAUAGACUCUGAGAACAGCAAGGUUAACUUCUGUUACCAGAAAGGAGCUGGUAGCUGCUUCUGAGAGGGAACAGAUGCCAGCAAGGGCAAAGAGCGCCAAACUCCCCAGCACCUCUUCUGGAAUGUUGACCCGGUCUGGAAAGAAGCGUCGCCGUCUGAACAGGCAGGAGCCGGUAGCUGGUUCUGAGAGGGAACAGAAGCCAGCCGGGACAAAGAGUGUCAAACUCCCCAGCACCUCUUCUGGAAUGUUGACCCGGUCUGGAAAGAAGCGUCGCCGUCUGAACAGGCAGGAGCCGGUAGCUGGUUCUGAGAGGGAACAGAAGCCAGCCGGGACAAAGAGUGUCAAACUCCCCAGCACCUCUUCUGGAAUGUUGACCCGGUCUGGAAAGAAGCGUCGCCGUCUGAACAGGCAGGAGCCGGUAGCUGGUUCUGAGAGGGAACAGAAGCCAGCCGGGACAAAGAGUGUCAAACUCCCCAGCACCUCUUCUGGAAUGUUGACCCGGUCUGGAAAGAAGCGUCGCCGUCUGAACAGGCAGAGACCCUCCAUGUUGGAUGUUCCAGCUCUGCUGCUGACCACUCUGGAGGAGCUCACUGGAGAACAGCUGAAGACAUUUCAGUCUAAACUGACUAGCGUCCAGCUGCCUGGCUUUCCUCCCAUCCCAGAGAGCCAGCUGGAGAACGCUGACAGACAGGACACAGUGGAUCAGAUGGUGAAGAGAUACGGCCCUGUCGGAGCUGUGAAGAUCACACUGAUGAUCCUGAAGAGAAUGAAUCAGCAUGAUCUCGCUAAAAAGUUACAGAGAGAUCACAGAGGUUCUCCUCUCUUCCUGGAACACCAUCACAUGAGUUCUCCAGAAGAAUUUACACCUGAAAUCCACGAUCAGGACAACAGGGGAGAAUACCAGUUCCAGUGCCCCAGUGCAGGUCUUUUCCAGUGCAGUAUAACAGGCCUGGUGUUUAGGAUGGAGGGAGAGGGAGAGGUGCUCUAUAGGACAGUCCCCUGGAACAGGAGGCUUCUAGCCCAGAGUGGCAAGAGACCUGCAGGACCCCUGUUCAAGUUUACAUGCCUUAAUGGGUCUGUCUGUCAACUACACCUCCCACACUGUGAGAUUCAUUCUGGUGGUGGAUGUGACUUCCUGUCUGUAGCCCAUGUGACUGAUGACAUCAUUGAGUUUAUCCAUCCUCUUGAGAUAACAGAAACACACAUCAUAAUAAACAUCACUGGAUUCUCUGCUUAUGGCCUCACCAAGGAUAAGGCUCAAGUGUCCCCUAUUCAGGGGCUUGUGUUGUUAUUCCACCAACUGUUUGUCCCUGAAGAGAGGUCCAUCCUGAAUGUGUUGUUGCUUCCCAGUAAUGUUGUGAUCAGGGAGGUGCAGGAUGAGAGGAAGAGAAGGAAUGGAGACAAAGAAACCUUCAUUGAAACAAAUCCUCACUGCAAUCUAACCCCGAACAAACCAUACAUCCUCUCCACAAAUAUUACACAUGGAUACAGGAUCAACCCAACAACAGCAGAAUUUUUGGAUUUCUAUCAAAACUACUCACUCACAUUUCAGUUGUUAGAAACUAUAGUUAAAGAAGUUGAACUUCUUCUGAAAGAAAAGGAAGGUGAUGAACUUGUAUGGAACAGACUUGUCUGGUUGCCAGCCUCACCAACAGAUGUCACCUCUACAGUGUCAGCUGUUUCCCUUGCAGCCCCUCCUGCCAACCCCUCUACCCUCCCUGGUAGAGGCUUCAUCAGAAAUCACAGGAUGGCUCUAAAGACUCGCCUGGGACUCUUACAGCCCAUAUCCCUGCGUCUCCAGGAUCGUGGGGUUCUGAUUGACGAGGAGAGGGAGGAGGUGGUCAGCAAAUCCAGCAAGACCCUACAGAACCAAGCCCUGCUGGACAUGGUGGUGAGGAAGGGGGCUCGCGCCCAGGAACACUUCUACCAGGUCCUGAAGGAAGUAGAUCCCUACCUGGUCGAAGACCUGGAAGAGCAGACAGUCUGAGACAGGUGCCAUGGAUACCACCUCACAACCUUUAGAAGAUAUCAAAACUUGUAUCAUAGACAGAGAGCAGUUCUUUGAGGAGGAGCCAUCCUGACCAGAGGUGGUUGGUGUGUAACGUGAUUGGACCCCAUUCUCACCAGCACUCCCAUCAGUCUGUAGUUUACUAUACAAGCCCCAGGUCUCAGGCAAGGUGACAUCACUGAGAGGCUACUGUCUACCAGACAACCUACCUGUGUUACUCUGGUACACUGGCUGCAGACUACAAGAUCAGGGACUAUGAUGUUUUUAAUAGUAAUAAAAUACAUUAUUUUAAAUUACUGAGUAUGUUUACAUGCACAGUAAUAUAAUUAAUAGUAAUAUAUUAAUCUGACUAUCCAGCAUGUAACCAUACUCACUGUAGUGCAUAUGUGAUUAUGAUAAUAAUAGAAUAAUAAUAUGAUGGUAUUGUUGAACUUUUUACAUUAUGUCAUUACCUUUAUAAACACAAUAUUCUCUGAUGAUUUAGUGGAAUGAAUAGAAAAUAAUAGGGUACGAGAAUAGAACACAACACAACACAAUACAACACAACACAACACAAUACAAUACAACACAACACAAUACAACACAA